AUGAGCAACAAAGUUGUACCCAGGCUUUUGGAACUUGCAGCCCACGGCCUACUGAGCAAUGAAGCUCCAGCUAUGCCUGCACUGGAAGAGUUCACGGUGGACCUCUUCCCGCCACUAUUCACUGCCACCUUUGCCAAGGGGCACAAAAAGGCUCUGACAGCCCUGGUACAGGCCUGGCCCUUCCCCUUGCUCCGGCUGGGCUCUCUGAUAGUGCAGUGGCCCAACCAAGAAAGUGUGCAGGCUGUGCUGGAUGGGCUGGAGGCCUUCCCUACCCACAGGACCUGUCUCAGGAGGUCGGAACUGAGAGUGCUGGAUUUGACUCUGGACUUUGAUCAGGUUCAGAGUAAAGGGGUUUCUGAGGCCUUAGCCAAGUUUCCAUUUUGGUUACCAUCAACAGUGAAGGCACAGAUACCCCAGGCCACAGCCAGGCGCAAGCCAGGAGAAGACACAAGAAAAGGACCAAAGCAGCCAUGGGAGCCCCCUGACCGGGUCCUCAAGGACCUGGAGCUGAACUUCAUCCAAGAGUUGGAGGUAUUCAACUGGUUCCGGGCACUAUCUGAGCAGAAACUAUUUGCUACACAGCUGGGGAGGAUCUGCACCCUGCACAGCCUCAAGCUGGCCUAUUACCACUGGUCUUUUUCUCCAGAUGGCGAGGGCUCCUCCAGCUACUUCCUCUCCCAGCUCAGCAAGCUGAGCCACCUCCAGAAGCUCCACUUGUCUUAUUCCUAUCUCUCAGGCAACUUACAGCAAGUACUCAGCUGCCUACAGGCUCCACUGCAUGCCCUGGAGAUUCACUCUUGCACACUUCUGGACACGGACAUCAACUACUUGUCCCAGAGCUUUCAUGCCACCUCCCUGAAGAAGCUGGAUCUGAGUGCCCUGUGCUGCUGCUCCCAAGUGAGCUCCCUGGGCCUAUCUGACAACCCCAUUUCCAAGGCCGGCCUCCUGAGCCUGCUAGAACAUACAGCAGGACUAAUGGAGCUGAAGCGGGUGCUCUACCCUAUCCCCAUUGAAUGCUGUGUGUACUUGCAUGGCCUCUCCUGGGGCCCUGUCAACAAAGGCAAGCUGUGCCAGGUUCAGGCUGAGAUGCAGAAGCUACUACAGACCGUGCAGCGGGCAGACAUGCAGUGGAGCCCCCCAUUGCCCUCACCCUUGCCCGUGAGGCUGGUGCAGCUGGACUGA
Molecule: messenger RNA, 1182 nt
Organism: Perognathus longimembris pacificus (Pacific pocket mouse)
Lineage: Eukaryota; Metazoa; Chordata; Mammalia; Rodentia; Heteromyidae
Product: PRAME family member 12-like
Exons: 5
Coding region: 1-1182 (393 amino acids)
Cellular component (GO): cytoplasm
Source: RefSeq, a predicted model, not a curated record